Molecule: messenger RNA, 3683 nt
Organism: Doryrhamphus excisus (bluestripe pipefish)
Lineage: Eukaryota; Metazoa; Chordata; Actinopteri; Syngnathiformes; Syngnathidae
Gene: rtel1
Product: regulator of telomere elongation helicase 1
Biological process (GO): DNA recombination; DNA replication; DNA repair
Cellular component (GO): nucleus
Molecular function (GO): ATP binding; DNA binding; DNA helicase activity
Source: RefSeq, a predicted model, not a curated record
AAAAGAAGAAUACGCAUGCGCAACACUCCGGAAGUGAUGUACUGGCGGCAAACGUGUACCACUGUUGACACGGAUUGUGGCCGCGAACCAUAACUAUAACUUUUUUUUAGCUGCUUCUCAUGAGUAAUGAGUUUUUUACAUUAGUUAUCCACCCUUUCAAACAGCUAGGCUAGUUUUUAAACGCGACAUCAUGCAGACAACUAUAACUAUAAACGGAGUGACGGUGCAGUUUCCUUUCAUUCCCUAUGAGUGUCAGAGGGAUUACAUGGGGAAAGUCAUUGAAUGUCUUCAGAGGGGUGUUAAUGGAGUUUUGGAGAGUCCUACGGGCACUGGGAAAACAUUGUGCCUGCUAUGUGCCACCUUGGCUUGGAGGGAUCAUUUCAAAGACACUAUCUCUGCACAGAAAAUAAUAGAAAGGCUGAAUGGGAAGGAGAUGUUCCCUAGUAAUCCUCUCUCAUCUUGGGGGCAAGCUAACGCAGAUGGUUCAACACCAUCGCAUCACAGUGAUGUUCCCAAGAUCAUAUACGCAUCACGAACACACUCUCAGCUCACCCAAGUUGUUAAUGAGUUAAAGAACACUUCAUACAAACCUAAGGUGUGUAUUUUGGGGUCAAGAGAACAGCUGUGCAUCAAUCCAGAAGUGAUGCGUCAGGAAAGCAACCAUGUCAAAGUCCACAUGUGUCGAGGAAAGGUAUCGACAAGGUCAUGUGUGUUCUACAACAAUGUUGAAGAGAAAAGCACCGAUACAGAAUUGGUGAAUAAUAUUGUGGACAUUGAAGACCUGGUCAAGUUUGGCAACAAACAAAGGGCCUGCCCUUAUUACCUCUCACGUGCCUUAAAGCAGCAGGCAGAUGUGAUUUUUAUGCCCUAUAACUACCUGCUGGAUCCAAAGACCCGCAGAGCUCAUAGCAUCGAACUGACUGGAUCUGUUGUCAUUUUUGAUGAAGCUCAUAACAUAGAGAAGACCUGCGAAGAGUCAACAUCGUUCGAUAUGACGCCGUAUGACGUAGCCUCGGCUAUUAAUGCGUUGACCAGAUUGCUAGGUGACCAGGCUAAAGAAGCCGACCUUGGAGAGUCUUCUUUUCAAGGUUUAAAAACGGACAUACAAACUGUUGUUAAAAUCAAAGAGAUUUUGCUAAAUCUGGAAGCAGUUCUUGAUUCAUUUGAAGUUCCAGCUGACAAAGGCAUAACAAAACCUGGAAUCUUCAUAUAUGAGCUAUUGGAGAGAGCCACGUUGAACUACAACAACAAGAGUACUGUGUUUGAAGCGCUGGAGCAGAUCAUUGGAUACUUAGCAGGACAAACGGGGAUAUUUCUCAAUACGAGUGGACUACAGAAGCUUGCAGAUAUUAUACAGUUGGUGUUCUCUGGGGAAGUCUUAUCAUCAGCAUCAGACCAGCAAAAGAAAAUGGAAGCUAAUACAGCUCAGUUUAAGGUUCACAUCCAUCAAGACACCAGUUCUCAGAAAAAACAAAACAAUGAUCCGUGGGCUUCAUCUUCGACAAAGAAAGCAGGAAACAUUCUGAGUUACUGGUGUUUUUCCCCGGGCUUCAGCAUGCAGGAUCUGGUGAAUCAAGGUGUUCGAUGCAUCAUUCUGACCAGCGGUACACUUUCUCCUCUGGAUUCCUUUACCGCAGAGAUGAGGAUAACUUUUCCAGUGUCUUUGGAAAACAGCCAUGUGAUUGAGCGGGACCAAAUCUUUGUCAGCGUCAUUGAACGGGGCCCAGAUGGGGUGCUGUUAAGUUCAGCAUUUGACAGAAGAUUUGUCCCUGAAAACCUCUCAUCCUUAGGAAAUACAGUGGUAAACCUGACUCGCAUUGUACCACAUGGACUUCUGUUGUUUUUUCCCUCCUUUUUUUUAAUGGAAAAAACUCUGGAGUUCUGGAGAGACAAAGGACAUGCAGAUCGCAUCGAAAGUGUAAAGCCAAUGUUUAUUGAACCUAAAGGGAAAGGAACCUUUACUGAGGCUAUUGGGAGUUACUACACUGCAGUUAAUGACUCAAAAUCCAGAGGUGGAAUCUUUUCAGCAGUGUGUCGAGGAAAGGCUAGUGAGGGUCUGGAUUUUGCCAAUACAUUUGGUCGUGGUGUCGUAAUCACUGGACUCCCCUUUCCGCCAAAAAUGGAUCCUCGAGUCGUCUUGAAGAUGCAGUUCUUAGAUGAAAUGAACCAAAGGAAAAUCCCUGGCAUGAAGUUCCUUUCAGGGUGGGAGUGGUACAAAGAGCAGGCUUUCAGAGCUGUCAACCAGGCCAUUGGAAGAGUCAUUCGCCACAAGGAUGACUACGGCGCCAUCUUUCUGUGUGAUCAGAGGUUUAAAAAUAAAGAUGCCCAGUUGCACCUUCCAUCAUGGGUGAGACCUUAUGUUCGUCACUAUGACAACUUUGGGAACAUAGUCCGUGACGUGUGCCAGUUCUUCAGGGUUGCACAGAAAAUGAGGCCUUUCUUGCAAAAGGAUCCUGUACCUGAAGCUGCUUCAAUGUGUUCAGCAAGCAAUUCUCAGUUACCAUUUCCACAGUCCUCCAGCUCCAGUUCUAACUUGGCCUCUCGAAGCUCCUACACUCAAAAGGCCAAAAUGUUGGACACACACACUUCCACUCUUAAAAGGAGGAGAACCGAUGAGGAUACUGGAGUUGCAAGUAUUUUUAAACAAUACCAGUCUCAGACAACAAAAACUAAGAUGAAAUCAGGCAAUCUGUUUGAUGCCUUGGAGCGAGUUGAGAACCGAAGAGAAACGAAUAGUGCUUUGGGAGAUCACACGCCAAGCAAUUUGUCCACACAGUCACUUCAAUACGACAAAAGAAUGGAUGAGAUGAUGCGUGGAGGGAAACGCAAAAUAAAAUUGGUCCAAGGACAGCAGCCAAGUGUUUCUGUGGGUGUUUCUGGAGAUGAGAAAUCCAGAACCGCUAGGAAGUUCCUGGAAGAAAUGAAGUCAUCCCUGAGCCAAGUCAACUUUGAGAAAAUCCGCCUGGCUUUGCAUUCCUACAAGAAAAACGACAACCUGGACACCCUGCUGUCAGAGACGUCUUUGUUAACCGAUGACCCUCAUACUUAUAGUUUGCUCCGUGGUUUGUACCUGUUCGUACGGCCACAUCACAGGAAGAGAUUUGAUGAGAAAUGCCAGGAACUGACCGGUACUGGCUGUGGAUACAAACCUGAACACUCACUGGGCAAAGACGAGAAGAUAUCCGGGAUGCCAAGCAAUGAUGUGGAAGCCAGUGGAGUUUCAGCAUCCAGUUCUGCUGUAGCAACAACUAGCACUCAAUCAAAUGGAGAGAAACCCAAUCAAGGAGGGCCUAAAAAAACUCAGACUGGCGCUUGUGCAACGAGAUACGUCCAGGCUUCCUUUCUGAUCGAUGUUAAAAGAGCGCUGGGCCCAGAGGGAUCAGCGCAGCUCUGUCAAGCUGUCUACAGCUACAAGGCGACGGACAACUAUGAAAAUAUGGUGGCUGCGGCCGUGUCCUUAUUCACUGACAAAGAUGAAAACUUCAGCCUUUUAAUGAGAUUUGCUCAUAUUAUCCGCCCUCACCAUAAGGAGCAGUACAAAGCGAUGUUGAGAGAAUUGAUGGGUCGGUCUCCUGAAACUGCUGCUGAGAAAAACGACAACAACGAAUCAAAGUGAUUUCACAGAUUUUUUUAAAUAUAUAUUUUUUAAAGAUAUAAUACAUGAAUGUAUAUAUGUUUUUCCU